Molecule: messenger RNA, 249 nt
Organism: Hydatigera taeniaeformis
Lineage: Eukaryota; Metazoa; Platyhelminthes; Cestoda; Cyclophyllidea; Taeniidae
Source: the annotation of a GenBank genome assembly
AUGGCAGACUUUGAUGCCUCCCAAAAUCGCGGUAUUUCAAUGAUAAACUACACCUCUACCUCUACCUUCUUCAUUGCCAGGUGGAGUAACGUGCGACUUAAGCAUUGUUCUGAACGUGAGUUUGGAAUCUUUUAUCUACUUCCUGAUUUUCCAGUCGGCGAAUUCUCGUUUUCUGUGUGUCUCUUCGAAAACGGAAGCAUUGUUUUUGCUUAUGAUAAGGUGAGAUUCGAGUAUGUUAGAUUAAUGUAG